AGAGAGAAAGAGAGAUGUCGGACGAGGAACAUCACUUCGAGUCGAAGGCCGACGCAGGAGCCUCCAAGACCUACCCUCAGCAGGCUGGAACAAUCCGUAAGAACGGCUACAUAGUCAUCAAGAACAGGCCCUGCAAGGUUGUGGAGGUCUCCACCUCAAAAACUGGCAAGCAUGGACAUGCCAAGUGCCACUUUGUGGGGAUUGAUAUCUUUAAUGGCAAGAAACUUGAAGAUAUUGUUCCUUCCUCCCAUAACUGUGAUGUUCCCCAUGUUAAUCGUACUGACUAUCAGCUGAUUGAUAUCUCAGAAGAUGGUUUUGUGAGUCUCUUGACUGAAAAUGGGAACACUAAGGAUGAUCUGAGGCUUCCCACUGAUGAGAAUCUGCUUUCCCAGGGUUCUGGCUGGAGAAAAAGGGAGGCAACGUGCCUCCAGAAUCCCAGUGGAGAAACCUUUCUCUCUGUUGCAGGACAAAAUUUACAU
Thlaspi arvense is the source of this 479-nucleotide messenger RNA. The record is from the annotation of a GenBank genome assembly. NCBI's taxonomy places the organism in Eukaryota, Viridiplantae, Streptophyta, Magnoliopsida, Brassicales, Brassicaceae.